UAUGCUACAGAAACAGAGGACGGUCUGAAAAGCUAAAACUGAAACAGAAACUGUAUCACCCUGAUUCUGUUGGGUAUCGAAUUUGCAUCCGCAUGGCAUUGGGCAUUAGGCAUUAGGCAUUAGGCAUUGGGUUACUUCGGAAACUGUCUGGUUUUCAGCUCUUCAUUAGUUAGAGAAAAGAGUGGAUAUUUUUUAGUCUCUGUUUUGUUACCUCUGGGAAGUGGAAUUCCAAAGGAAAGGCCAAACAUGAGCUUUCAAGACGUUUCAAGUGGCGGUCGACACUCCUCAUCUUCAUCAUCCAUGGCGUCCAAGAGCCCCUCACAAGCGGUGGCAGCCGGUAUCUUCCAGAUCAGCACUGCCGUCGCUGCUUUCCGUCGCCUCGUGGAUGCCAUCGGCACCGCCAAGGACACUCCUGAUCACCGCCAAAAACUGCACAAUACCAGGCAAAGGAUUCUGCAACUAGUGAAGGAAACUUCCGCUAAGCUCAAGGCUUUGAGUGAAUCCGAUCAUGACCCUUCUGUCAAUCCAAGUAAGAAGAUUGAAGAUGCAAAGCUGGCUAGAGACUUUCAGACCACACUGCAAGAAUUUCAGAAAGUUCAGCAGCUGGCCUCUGAACGCGAGUCUACAUAUUCUCCUGCUGCUCCUCCACCCUCCUUGCCUACAAGCUCUGGCUCUGAUGAUUCUUGGGCACCUACUCUGCCUCAAGAGAAAAAACCUUUUCUUAUGGAACAGAGGAGACAGGAGGUAAUUUUGCUGGAUAAUGAAAUUGCCUUCAAUGAAGCCAUGAUUGAGGAAAGGGAACAAGGUAUCAGAGAAGUAGAGGAGCAAAUAGGACAAGUAAAUGAAAUAUUCAAGGACCUUGCUGUUCUUAUCCAUGAGCAGGGUGUGGUCAUUGAUGACAUUUCAUCAAACAUUGAUUCUUCCUCUGCUGCAACAACCCAGGCUAGAGUUCAACUAGCGAAGGCUUCCAAAAGUGUGAAAUCCCAAACCUCAUGGUGUUGGUGGGUGCUGGUAGUUUUUGUGUUGGUGCUGGUAAUCUUUCUUCUGGUUCUUAUCAUUUAGGGUCCAACUGCUUUACAAAGUAACGGCGUGCAAUACAGGACGUAUUUAUUCUGUUUUCUCUUGGUUGAUGUAAAUUUCAGGGUCCAUUUUUUCUUUCUUCUGUUUGGUUCAGUUUUGUGCUCAAGUUGAGCGAUUGAGAUUAAUAUUUGUGGUUUUGAUUGCUAUCUGAAAUGUUGAGGACUAUGAUAAGAAUACAUGGAAGCAAACUCUGAUUCAAAA
Theobroma umbraticum is the source of this 1281-nucleotide messenger RNA. Its product is annotated as syntaxin-22-like. Gene Ontology annotation, molecular function: SNARE binding; SNAP receptor activity. Lineage: Eukaryota; Viridiplantae; Streptophyta; Magnoliopsida; Malvales; Malvaceae. Gene Ontology annotation, biological process: vesicle fusion; vesicle-mediated transport; intracellular protein transport. Gene Ontology annotation, cellular component: membrane; endomembrane system; SNARE complex. The record is from RefSeq and is a predicted model, not a curated record.